Messenger RNA from Pyrus x bretschneideri (Chinese white pear), 2087 nucleotides. Its product is annotated as glutamate--cysteine ligase, chloroplastic-like. NCBI's taxonomy places the organism in Eukaryota, Viridiplantae, Streptophyta, Magnoliopsida, Rosales, Rosaceae. The transcript is spliced from 16 exons. Gene Ontology annotation, molecular function: glutamate-cysteine ligase activity. The record is from RefSeq and is a predicted model, not a curated record. Gene Ontology annotation, biological process: glutathione biosynthetic process; modified amino acid biosynthetic process. Bases 278 to 1858 code for a protein of 526 amino acids.
GAUCAUUUGAGCCGCCGCACCACUAUUUAAUUUCUCAUCCAAAAAAACCUGCUUGUGCUUUCUUUUCAUCAGCAGCACAGGGGAGGCUCUCUCUGUCUCUCUGUCUCUCUCUCCUCUGAUUUUUUCUGUGUCUCUCUGAAUCUCUCUCUAUUAGAGAGCAAUCCAAAAUCCCUAGUCAGCAGCUUCUUGCAAAAUCCUUGAUUUGAAUUGCGACUGAAUUCUCAGCUAUCCAGUGUAGUUGAUUGACAGGUUGUGUACAGAUUCUCCAGGGGCGGCCAUGGUACUCUUUUCACAGACGGGGUCAUCAUACUGCAUCCGUACUGAGCUAUUUCGAUAUAAAUCUGGGAAAAAUGUGGUUUUCAGUAGGGCAAACAGUAUAGAUGCAUCCAAGUUGAAGGAAAAUUCCAUUGGCUUCUCUUCUCUAUUAUAUUCUUCUUCUAGUAAGGCACAGAUUUUGCAUAUAGCCAAUGCAGGAGUAGGACAGAAACGAGGGCAUAGUGUGAUAGUUGCUGCCAGUCCUCCAACAGAAGAUGCAGUAAUUGCUACUGAGCCACUGACAAAAGAGGAUCUUGUAGCGUAUCUUGCCUCUGGAUGCAAGUCUAAGGACAAAUGGAGAAUUGGCACAGAGCAUGAGAAAUUUGGUUUUGAACGAAAAACCUUACGUCCUAUAAAAUAUGAACAAAUAGCUGAGUUGCUUAAUGGAAUUUCUGAGAGAUAUGAUUGGGAAAAAGUUAUGGAAGGCGACAAAAUUAUUGGCCUCAAACAGGGUAAGCAAAGCAUAUCACUGGAACCUGGAGGUCAAUUUGAACUUAGUGGCGCACCUCUUGAGACUCUGCAUCAAACUUGUGCCGAAGUCAAUUCACACCUUUAUCAGGUCAAAGCACUUUCAGAGGAAAUGGGAAUCGGGUUUCUUGGAAUCGGUUUUCAGCCUAAAUGGGGACUUAAGGACAUACCUAUAAUGCCCAAGGGAAGAUAUGAUAUUAUGAGAAAUUACAUGCCAAAAGUUGGCACUCUUGGACUGGAUAUGAUGUUCAGAACUUGCACUGUACAGGUUAAUCUGGACUUCAGUUCUGAAGCAGACAUGAUAAGGAAAUUUCGUGCUGGUCUUGCUUUGCAGCCUAUAGCAACAGCUCUAUUCGCAAAUUCACCUUUCACUGAAGGAAAGCCAAAUGGUUUUCUAAGCAUGAGAAGCCAAAUUUGGACCGAUACGGAUAAUAAUCGUGCUGGCAUGCUUCCUUUUGUUUUUGAUGACUCUUUUGGGUUUGAGCAGUAUGUUGAUUAUGCUCUCGAUGUUCCCAUGUACUUUGUUUAUCGGCAAAAGAAGUAUAUCGAUUGCGCUGGAAUGAGCUUCCGGGACUUUUUGGCAGGGAAGCUUCCUUGCAUUCCGGGUGAAUUGCCAACCCUGAACGAUUGGGAGAAUCAUUUGACAACCAUAUUCCCUGAGGUCAGGCUAAAGAGAUACUUGGAGAUGAGGGGUGCUGAUGGAGGGCCUUGGAGGAGAUUAUGUGCUUUGCCCGCCUUUUGGGUAGGUAUAUUGUAUGAUGAGGUUUCCCUACAAAACGUAUUAGACCUUACAGCUGAUUGGACUCCUGAAGAAAGACAGUUGCUGAGAAAUAAGGUCCCCUUAACUGGUCUAAAGACACCAUUUAGGGAUGGAUUGCUCAAGCAUGUAGCUCAAGAUGUUGUAACGUUGGCAAAGGAUGGCCUGGAAAGGAGAGGUUUCAAAGAAACAGGAUUCUUGAAUGAGGUGGUGGAGUUGGUUAGAGCUGGUGUAACACCAGCUGAGAAGCUAUUGGAGUUGUACAAUGGGAAAUGGGGACAACAGAUAGACCCCGUUUUUGAAGAGCUACUCUACUGAGGCGUGAAGUGCAUCAACGGGGUCAUUUCGUGUUAUAACCUUUUCAAAUUUUCAGGUGUAACCCUAGUUUCUAUCUUAGCUGCUUUCAGUUUGUGCCUUUACACAGGAAUAAUUUGUGAUGUAAAUCUUAGGCAUGGAGUUUCACGUUUACUUUGGACCGAACAUAGUCGAAUCAUUGUCCCGGUUUAAUCUUGGAAGGUUAAAAAUAAUUCAAACUUGUUCAGAUGAA